Lachancea fermentati is the source of this 474-nucleotide messenger RNA. The record is from the annotation of a GenBank genome assembly. Lineage: Eukaryota; Fungi; Ascomycota; Saccharomycetes; Saccharomycetales; Saccharomycetaceae.
AUGUCGAUAGAGACCGUGCUGGCACAGUUGAUCAUCGAGGAAGAUAAUUCAAAUAACACCCUCAUAUUCGGUUUGGCAAGUAAUGCUCGUGAGUAUUUUGAAAAGGAACUCACGAGUUCGUCAGGGACAAUGUCCUCAGUAAGAGCUAUGGUAAACUCCCGUACCAGCAUCAAGGUCUUGUUUUUGAGCAAAUUACAGUACCUUUUCAUGUAUUUAACAAAGUUAGAGGUUGAUGAUGCAAAUACUAGCACACGCUAUACAAGCAUGAUUUUCUACGGGCUAGAUGAGCUUUUGAAAUGCGACAAGCAAUCGCUAUGUGCACAGCAAGUUAGAUUGGCUAAUUUGAUCUUCAACGUGACCUUUAAACUCAAGAACAAGCACGAACUUGAAGUUCAGUUCGUGCCAAGCCUUCCUUACGAAUGUAGUGAUCUUAAUAGACUUGAACAGUACUGGCGCGAAAUGACCUCACAUUAA